This is a messenger RNA of Aspergillus homomorphus CBS 101889, 4332 nucleotides long. Its product is annotated as putative cell wall biogenesis protein Mhp1. The record is from RefSeq and is a predicted model, not a curated record. Bases 479 to 4078 code for a protein of 1199 amino acids. Gene Ontology annotation, cellular component: cytoplasm. NCBI's taxonomy places the organism in Eukaryota, Fungi, Ascomycota, Eurotiomycetes, Eurotiales, Aspergillaceae. The transcript is spliced from 3 exons.
CAUAGAUAUUCGCUUCGCUUCCCUCACUUUACACCUUCUUUUCCUUUCCCUCUUUCCCUCCUCCCCUCCCACCCCCUUUUAUCUCUCCCUAUCCUUGAUUGCGCGAUUUAUUUCUCAUCCGCCUCACGAUCGCAACUCUGUAUCCAAAACCCCCCACUCUCAGCUCCGUCAUGUCCGCUGUGUCUCGCCGUCAUGUCAUGAUGGAACUUUCUCGCCGUCGCCGUUCAUAAUUAACUACUAAUGAUCUGCAUUGCGCAUUCCUCGGGUUUGCCCUCUUCUCUCGGACGCUCAGCAUUCUUCGACCAUAUUUCUCGCCUGUGAACGACUCCUGCCAUUAAUUCGCCUUGUUUGUUGUUCGACGGGCAGUGCUUGGGUUGUAAGUUCACAGGUUCAGCCUUCAAUCAAACCCGUUCACGACCCUUUCUGCUCUAUUACGUCACAUCCCAGCAACACUGCAACGCGAAGCGUUUUUGCCAAAAUGGAAGGAGUUGAGACUGUGGAUGUUAGCUGGCUCCAUCAUUCGCAUAAAGACCAUUUAUCCCGCUGCAAGUCGGCUUCAUCACUGGUCAGCGACAAAUCGAUACCGGACGGAGGGGCCGCCCAUCUGCAACAAUGUGACGCCGAAAAGAAGCCUCCUACCGAGAAUAAUAAUGCCCCGACUACGGCAACACCCAGUGUGGCGUCACAAAGUGAGAAGGAGGUGAAAACAUCUGAAAAGGCGGUGGAUGCGAAACAGACGGGCUCCUCACCUGCCUCACAAAAGAGCGCCCCGCGCCCAAUUGCGGGCAGGCGAAACUCAUGGAUCUCCAGCCUCAGCUCGAGGUUCUCCUCGGGUUCCACGCCUCCCUCACAAUCCAACAUGAAAGCACAACCGAGCACCAAAGCAACGUCGCCCGUCUCGAAGAUGGACAAUCACAACCCCUUUGGCGCAGCGUAUUCCCCGAAGGAUAAGGAGGAGGAGCGGAAGGAUGAGAACAGCCCAUUUGCCUCCACUUCCCCCAAGGGUCCCUCGUUCUUGUCGAGCGCAUUUCGGAAGCUUUCCUCAUCUGCAUCAGGCGGUUCAGGCAAAUUGGCCACUAACGGUACGAUAUGUCCGCGUCGGGUUAUGAACAUCGACCAAGACCGGGAUAGAUGCAAGGUUGCCGAUCUAAAUCAGGCGAAAUUGCGGCGUGUUGCUUUCUGCGUUGAUGUUGAGAUUGCGGGGCUAUCAUAUCGAGAGUCGGAUGAAGAGGCGCCGGCGAUCAACAGCAAGCGUCAUAUCGUGCCGGAUAUCCAUGGCCCAAAACUGAAGAGGUCGAACUCGAAGUCGAAGGACAAGAAGGACAAGGAUGAGACUACCCCGGCGAAAUCGCAAUCUGCAACCACUGCCAAGGAAGGUAACACCCAGGAACAAACUGCUACUGGCAAGUCUUCAGGCUCGCCUGGAACGGCAGCUAGUGAAGCAACGCCCAACGGGGAAACCAAAGAACCGAGCAGAAAACAAGAAAAAAAGAAAAGGUCAGAGGAGGAGCGCAGGGAGCGGAGAGAAAGAAGGCGAAGGCAGGCUGAAGCUAAUGGCACAAUUCCCAUGCAACUGACGGCCGACGGUGAGGAGUACGGCGUUCGCACGCCGGCGUCUGGCAACAGUCGUCCCAAGUCUCAAAGUCACCCGACCACGGAUCCGGUCAGAAUCUAUCGGCGCUGUUGUCAGUUGCGUGAAACCCCCGUGUUGAAGAGGAUAGUGGAUGAAAUCUCCAAGCCGUCUUCCACCCUAGCGGAGUCUCCGGGCACUGUUGCUGUACUAGACUUGAGCACUUUCCCCAUGACCUCUGAAGACACAGCCACAUUUUGUGACUGGCUGGCCGUUGUUCCGGUUCGAAAGCUCAUCCUCGAGGAGUGUGCCUUGACUGAUGAUUCGGUUCGGUCGAUCCUCGCCGCUUUGCUCUCCACCCGGACAGUAGAGCAAAUGUGGAGCAAACGCAAGAGAGGCAAGAUGUCAGAGAUGCCAUCUCUGGAAAAGGAAGAGAGGUUCAGCGUCAUUGAGAAAUUGUCGCUGAAGGACAACCCAAAAAUCAGCACGGAGGGAUGGCUUCAUAUUUGUCUUUUUGUUCAUCUUUCCAAAUCUCUGAAGGCCAUCGAUUUGUCUGGCAUCCCGCUUCCCAGGACACCUAUCCCCAUAAGUGCUUCUGGAAAAUUGGCUGUCCAGCCUGCGAAUUGCACAACAGCCUCUACCGAGCUAACGGCUGUCUUCGCCAACGCGCUCGCUCAGCGCUUCGGCGGGGAUCAUCUCGAGGAGCUUCUUCUCAGCGAAUGCAAUCCGACGGCUGAGGAUACUCAGCGGAUCUGUGACGCAGCCACCACUGUGGGUCUGAGAAGACUUGGAUUUGCCAAUAACGCGCUCUCAAGAGAAAGUCUGGAGCAUGUUGUACGCUAUUUGAAGGCCGGAAAAUGCGAAGGUCUUGACUUGGGUGGGAACCCGAUCCGGGACCACCUUGACUUGAUUACCUCUGCCAUCUCUGAUGUGCACCCGCUCUAUGCGCUGAGUCUGGCCGAUUGCUCUCUUACGCCCACUACCGUUUACCCGUUGCUCCAAGGAUUGGCCUGCCUGCCUGAUCUUCGCUUCGUUGAUUUCUCCCACAAUCCAGAGUUGUUCACCAUGAAGCCGGACGCAUUACCAACAUUCAGGCGCUUUCUUCCGAAGAUGCCUGCGCUCAAACGGAUCCAUCUCGCGGAUGUGAACAUGUCCCCUGACCAAGCAAUUGCUUUAGCCGAAGUUUUGCCGGAGUGCCCGAGCCUAUGCCAUCUCAACAUCCUGGAGAACCCCUUGAUCACGGCGCUGGCGUCGGCAACUGAUCCAGCCACACAGGAAGAAGCGUGUGCCGUCUAUGCGUCGUUGAUGGCCGCGGUGCGCGUUUCUCGCACUAUUAUUGCUGUUGACAUUGAAGUCCCCACUGCGGAGAAUAACGAAGUUGUCAAGGCUCUCGCAUCCCAGAUCGUCGCCUACUCUCUUCAAAACCUCGAACAAGGUGCCAUCGCAGUCGAGUUUUCCGAUUUUUCUGAAAUUGCGGCCGCACGCUCAGCUGUCCAUGUUCCGGAAAUUCUGCAGCAUAUCGUUGGUCACGGUGCCGGGGAAGAAGCAGUCGAAGAGGAUGACGACCCGGCUCCCGACGAAGACUAUGUGAUUGGUGGUACUGGUGUGGUUAAAGCCUUGGGUGUUUGCCUUGGUAAUGUAGACCGCUCUCUUCCUGGGGAUCAAUCUGGCCCCCCUAGUGGCACAGCAACCCCUCGACACCGGAAAUCCCGGUCCUUCGUCACUAGAAAGCCUCGGGACAUGUCCAAAAAUCUACUGGAGUCUGCGCGCAACAUUCGGACCCGUAUUCAAACUGCCCUCGUACGGGAAGAUAGGGCUGGCAAUGACACCAACUAUAGGCGUCUCCAGUUCCUGGAUUUCACGUUGCAGAGGAUGAUCCAGCGGUUUGAAGACGAAUAUCCUGAAACACGUAUUGUACCACAGGCGGUGCCCUAUAGCUUCCCCGAAACCAGCUCUCAGAACUCUGGCGAAGAUGUGUGGGGUGCGCGUGCUGGCGAUGGCACACCACCCAAUGUCACGCAUGGUGAUGCUGAAGCUGCUGCGGAUGACGAGGAUGACCACUACGCUGUCCGACUGUCCCGGGCAAGCUCGAUCACAUCACUCCAUUCGCGUGCCAUGACCCAUGAGGAAGGUCACGUACAUCGCUUGGGGCAGAAUCUCCGACGAGAUUUCCUGAGCCCGUCGUUCGAUCCGACGGACGACGAUGCGUCAUCGCUCACUUUUGACGAAUCGCAUAUCGCUGCGUUACGAGAGAAGCUCGACCGGUUGCAUCUGGAUCAAAUGCGGUCGAACUUCGAGAGUGUCAACGCAGCUAAGGCGUUCAAAGACCUCGGCACGACGGUGGACGAGCUCUGGGCUGCCCAGCAACAAGACUCGGAAGGCUUCGAGAAGUUCCGACAAAGCCAGAUCGCUGCACAGAUCAAUAGCGGCAAGAGAUCUCCAUCUCCGUUACCUGGGGCUCAUAAACAAACAAAUCAGGCCGAGCCUGAUCGUCCUUCACCGUAUUGAGAGGUUUCAAUAAGUACAGCCUUUCUUCCCAGCGACUAUUGCCUCUCUGGGAUAAUAUCGUUUAACCUUGGCCCGGUGAUCUAUCUACGUCAUUUUGGAGUCGGUAGCCAGCUUUUCAUACCUGUGCAUUGGGGAUUAUAUCAUGCGAGGGGAUUUGCACAGCGCUGUAUAUACUUCCUGUGAGGUUAUGUCGUCUAUAAUGCUUGUAAACUAAGUAGCGAGACCAUUAAGAAUGGGCCAUUUUGGACUUGACG